CCUGCGCAGUGAGAUGUUUGUCCGUCGCCGCCGCCGCCGCCAUCGCGGAGGAGCGCGAUAAAGGGAGCCGAGCCGGGCGUGAGGGGGACCCCGCGGAGCCGCCGCGCCAGCGCAGUCCCCCAGCCGAGCCCGAGCCGCCGGAGACCGAGCCGCCGCUGCCCCCGCCGCGGCCGCCCAGGGGCCGGCCAGCUCCCCAGCCCAGCCCGGGGGCCGCGCCGCCGCCGCCGCCCCCAGCGUCGCCCCUCGCCUGCCCGCCCGCCUUAAAUGUGACACCGGCGCCUCGGAGUGCGACCUGAAGCCGCCGCCGGGGAGGGGACGAGCACCAUGUCGAAUCUGAGCAAAGGCACGGGCAGCCGGAAGGACACCAAGAUGCGGAUCCGGGCCUUUCCGAUGACCAUGGAUGAAAAAUAUGUAAACAGCAUUUGGGACCUUCUGAAAAAUGCAAUUCAAGAAAUCCAGCGUAAGAAUAACAGUGGUCUUAGUUUUGAGGAGCUCUAUAGAAAUGCAUAUACAAUGGUUUUGCAUAAACAUGGAGAAAAGCUCUACACUGGACUAAGAGAAGUUGUUACCGAACAUCUCAUAAAUAAGGUGCGAGAAGAUGUACUAAAUUCAUUGAAUAACAACUUUCUUCAAACGCUAAAUCAAGCUUGGAAUGAUCAUCAGACAGCUAUGGUGAUGAUUAGAGACAUACUAAUGUAUAUGGACCGUGUAUAUGUACAACAAAAUAAUGUGGAGAAUGUCUACAAUUUGGGAUUAAUAAUUUUCCGAGAUCAAGUUGUACGCUAUGGGUGUAUUAGGGAUCAUCUCCGGCAAACACUAUUGGAUAUGAUUGCCAGGGAGCGGAAAGGAGAAGUCGUAGACCGAGGCGCUAUAAGAAAUGCUUGCCAGAUGUUAAUGAUAUUAGGUCUCGAAGGACGAUCAGUCUAUGAAGAAGAUUUUGAGGCUCCUUUUUUGGAAAUGUCUGCAGAGUUUUUUCAGAUGGAAAGCCAGAAAUUUCUAGCAGAAAACAGUGCUUCAGUAUAUAUAAAGAAAGUAGAAGCUAGAAUUAAUGAAGAAAUAGAACGAGUGAUGCACUGCCUUGACAAAUCAACCGAAGAGCCGAUUGUAAAGGUGGUUGAGAGGGAACUCAUUUCCAAGCACAUGAAAACUAUAGUAGAAAUGGAGAAUUCGGGGCUAGUACAUAUGUUGAAAAAUGGCAAGACAGAAGACCUUGCUUGCAUGUACAAGUUAUUUAGUCGUGUGCCAAAUGGUUUGAAAACGAUGUGUGAGUGUAUGAGUUCCUAUUUGAGGGAACAAGGUAAAGCCCUUGUUUCUGAGGAAGGAGAAGGAAAGAAUCCGGUAGACUAUAUCCAGGGCUUGUUGGAUCUGAAGAGUAGGUUUGAUCGCUUCCUCCAGGAAUCGUUCAAUAACGACAGGCUCUUUAAACAGACUAUUGCGGGUGACUUUGAGUAUUUUCUCAACCUCAACUCCAGGUCCCCUGAAUACCUCUCAUUAUUUAUUGAUGAUAAGCUGAAAAAGGGAGUCAAAGGGCUAACAGAACAAGAAGUAGAAACAAUAUUGGAUAAGGCAAUGGUCCUUUUUAGGUUUAUGCAAGAAAAAGAUGUAUUUGAACGUUAUUAUAAGCAACACUUGGCAAGGAGACUUCUUACAAAUAAAAGUGUUUCUGAUGACUCUGAAAAAAAUAUGAUUUCUAAGUUAAAGACUGAAUGUGGAUGUCAAUUCACAUCAAAACUGGAAGGAAUGUUUAGGGAUAUGAGCAUCUCAAACACAACUAUGGAUGAGUUCAGGCAACAUCUACAGGCCACUGGGGUAUCUUUAGGUGGUGUUGAUCUCACAGUCCGGGUGCUCACAACAGGAUACUGGCCCACUCAGUCAGCCACACCAAAGUGCAACAUCCCACCAGCACCAAGACACGCUUUUGAGAUAUUCAGAAGGUUUUACUUAGCCAAACACAGUGGUCGACAGCUCACACUCCAGCAUCACAUGGGUUCUGCAGAUCUCAAUGCCACCUUCUAUGGACCAGUUAAAAAGGAAGAUGGAUCUGAAGUUGGUGUUGGAGGCGCACAAGUAACUGGCUCUAAUACACGGAAGCAUAUAUUGCAAGUCUCCACUUUCCAGAUGACCAUAUUAAUGCUCUUCAAUAAUAGAGAAAAAUACACAUUUGAGGAAAUUCAACAGGAGACAGAUAUCCCUGAAAGAGAACUUGUUAGAGCCCUGCAAUCCCUCGCCUGUGGUAAACCAACACAGCGGGUCCUCACCAAGGAGCCCAAGUCAAAGGAGAUAGAAAAUGGUCACAUAUUUACAGUUAAUGAUCAGUUCACGUCCAAACUACACAGAGUCAAGAUUCAAACAGUUGCUGCCAAGCAAGGUGAAUCCGACCCAGAAAGGAAAGAAACAAGGCAGAAAGUAGACGACGACAGAAAACAUGAGAUAGAAGCUGCUAUAGUGAGGAUAAUGAAAUCUAGGAAGAAGAUGCAGCACAAUGUGUUAGUAGCAGAGGUAACUCAGCAGUUGAAGGCUCGAUUCUUACCAAGUCCAGUUGUUAUUAAAAAACGUAUUGAAGGACUUAUUGAGAGAGAAUAUUUGGCACGAACACCUGAGGAUCGCAAAGUAUACACAUAUGUAGCAUAAAAUGCGUUCAGAAACUUGAUUUAUUAUUGGACUGUACUCUUCGCAUGGACUGGGAAGUUCUUUUAAAUCAUUAAAUAUUAAGACGACCAUCUCUUCUAUUAAAUUACAGUACAUGUUCUAGACCAUUCAGAUCAAGCCUUUACUCCCUUUGAGAGUUUUCAACAUCAGUUGAUUGAGCUUCAGGCUUUACAACGUUUAUCCCUGUAGAGAUCAUCUUUACAGUUCCUCGGGAAAAUGUGAAUGUGCUGAGUUUUGUUUUCAAUACUGUAUGAAAACAGGAAAAAAAUAAAACAAAAUUUAGAAAAUACAGCUCAUUAAAAUAAAAAUUGUUGGAUUUCAUUUCCCCAGGUCUUCAGUGUUCAUGUAAUUGUGUUUUUGUAGCGUUGCUUAGCACUUUGCACAUUGUAUAAGUUGGGUAACAAUAAUGGUAAAAGCAGUGACACGAUUCCCAGUUAUCUCGCUCUGCUUAAGGCAUUUCUUUAGCUCGUCUUGUUUUAAUUUAAAGGUUUGAUUACAUACAGAGACCCAAGCAUAAAAUUUGAGCAUGCUUUAUUCUGCCACUUGCACUUACUAAUCUAAUAGCCUUAUGACCAGGAACCUUUGUUUUGGGCUCAGUACACACCCUGAUUUGAUUUUUCCCUACUGUAAUUUGAGAUGUCCCAAAUUCUUAACAAUGAUUAGGUUUUGUUCUGCAUUAUUUCUAGAGAAAGAAAAUAUUUUAGUAUGUAUAAAUUGUACAAUAAUUUUUUGCUGUUGUAUGCACUGCUAAUAGUGGAUUGUAUAGGGCAGUGUUUAUUUCAUUUAUUGUAGGCAAACACAAAUGAGUUUAGUAUACAUAUACUCACUAAUUCAAGUAUGUCAGAGCACAAAGUUGGCAGCUGGUUAUAUUUAAUUCAGCCCCUCUGAAAAGCACAUGUGGUCUACACUUUGUUUCUAACUAUCUUAGGUUCCCCCUCUCAAAUAUAUAUAUUUUGGUGAAGCUGGGAUCCACUGUUAAUUUUCUGCUUCAGAAUGCAUUCUAAAGAUGCAAUAAAUAUGAUUACCUUAAUAUUUUUUAAUAAGAUCUUCAGUUCUUGCAGCUGCAAUUUGGAAAGUGAUUAAGCAAUAUUUUUCAAACCUGAUGAUUCUUGGAUAUUUAGCUCUUAUAAUCCAAAGAGUCAUCAUUUUAUGUUUUCAAAGAUGUGCUUUGUGCUGAAGAUUCACGUCAGUUAUCUUGUGCUUCCAACUUUCACCAAUAUUUUUUUACCUGACUGAUCUGCCAAGGAUUAUAGUUCGCUUUAACUUCAGAGUAUUUUUAUCUUCAAUUUUAUUUAAUUUUGUUUCAUUUUGUUUUCAUAAGACAAUGUUUCAGAUAUGUAAUCGGGGCAAACCACUAUAGAUCUCUGUUGAUAGAAAGAUGAAAUGUUACUAAUAAUGUCACCAACUGACCCUUGGUUGACUAUGGUAAACUGUUGAUACAUUUAUUAGAAUGUAUGUUUCAGAAGAUGAUAUCUGUUUAAAUUUAUGGUCAAGUUAAAACUGAAUUCUAAUAUGGAUUAAAAAUUCCACAUAAAUAUUUUUUCCCCGUGCGUCUUGGGUUAUAAUUUUCCUUUCAGACUUGGAAAUACGCUCUUAUUGCAUUUAAUUUCGUCUCCAUUUGUACUGUAGAAAUACAGGCCUUAUGCUCUUCUCAGUGCUUUCCAGUUUUGCAUGAUAUAGUUAAGAUACAAGUGAAAGCUAUCAUGAACAUUAUUCUCAGGAUGCUUUGACCAUACUUGAGCGGUAGUCAGUCAGGUGUAACAUGGGAAGGUGAAAGGUUUCCCUUUCAGACUUUACACAAUUGGAAUUUCUGUAAUGAUAGGGUGUUUAUCUACAGGAAAAUACUGGUAUUGCACAUUUCAUUAUUUUUUUAAUUGGUCUCAGUUUCCAAUUAAAUGAUUGAUAUAUAUAUAUAUAUAUAAAACUUUAGGGAAUAGAAUACUUACUGUCAAGUUAAUAUGAAAGAUGUAAAAACUUCAUUUGAAGUCUAAAUGAGGCAUUAAAACAAAAAUUUAGGUUGUGGUUUGAGUUAUUAAAAAUCAGUCAAGUUAAAUUUGUAUCAUCGUCUCAAGAAUGGGUAUACAAAUCACAUGUAGAAUUCAGAGACACACUUGUUAGUUUUGGAGAACAGGUUUGAUAUCUAUGCUUCUGAAUGCUUAUAAAUACAUUAAAACAUUUCUGAAUUGCAGUUGAGUUGAACGAUCAGCGAAUGCAGCCAUUUUGCGUUCAGUUGCAUUUCAGUCAAUUGCAGUUGAGUUGAAUGGUCAGAAAAUGAUGCUGUACUGAAAAACAAAAUUGGAUCACCCAACAUGUUUUAAAUGUUUUAGUGCAUUAGCUUUAUUUUAGUUCAUAAAGCUCAUAGUGAUACAUUUUGACGUUGCUUUCUUUUCAGCAAGAGGUCAUUCAUGCUGUUCUUCUUUGUUUUUUAAUGUCUUAAUCUCAAACAAUGAUCCUAACCAUUCAUUUAAUCCUGUUGAUGUGAAUAGAUUUUGGUGACUUACUUGAAGAAUUUUAAGGAGGAUGGAUACAUAGUUUUUCAAUUGCAAAAAUGAUGUACUCUUUGUCCACUUGUUUAAUUGUAAUUCUCUGCUAUCAUUUUUGAAUCCAGGACAGUGUUUAUUUUGAAUUGUUAUAUAGUUAUAUUAUUUAAAGAUUGAAAACUCAUUGCAAUUAGGGAACACACAGCCUCACAAAAUAAACUUGUGGUUGUGAUUGUAA
This is a messenger RNA of Capra hircus (goat), 5367 nucleotides long. RefSeq names its product cullin 3 (gene CUL3). The record is from RefSeq and is a predicted model, not a curated record. Gene Ontology annotation, cellular component: Cul3-RING ubiquitin ligase complex. Gene Ontology annotation, molecular function: ubiquitin protein ligase binding. The coding region runs from base 325 to 2631 and encodes 768 amino acids. The transcript is spliced from 16 exons. NCBI's taxonomy places the organism in Eukaryota, Metazoa, Chordata, Mammalia, Artiodactyla, Bovidae. Gene Ontology annotation, biological process: ubiquitin-dependent protein catabolic process; protein ubiquitination.